CGAGUGGCUCUUUCACAGAUGCUUCGAUGUGUAAGGUUCUUACCAAUUCGGAUAAGCUUCUGUCUAUUUGGAAGUUAAUUUGGAGCUGGUGUGGGGCCUGAAAAAAAUUGAGUUUUACUUUGGUUAUGUGGCAAAGGUAAAAUUCGUACAAAUUCAGAAAGAUAUUGCCGCCAUCUUAUUCUGGAGGGUACUUGCACGGUUUGUGGAGUAGAGAAUGAAUCUUUGUUGCAUGUUUUGAGAGAUUAUAUUUAUACUCGGACAGUUUGGGAUCGUAUUUUUGCUGCAGAAGACAAUUCUCGCUUUUUUGCUCCUGAUCUCCAUUGUUGGCUUAUCGCUAAUUUAAUGUCUGAAUCCUAGGGAGUUAUGGAUGAAAUUUGGAGAAUUUUCUAUGGGUUCACCUGCUAACAAAUAUGAAUUUGGCGCAAUGAUGCUUUAUUCCAAAAAACAGUUAUAAAAAGGUAGCAGCCAUUGUUAACAUGGUUAGAGCUUGUGUUAAUUUUUGGCAUUCGUUGAAGAAAAUUGGGAAUAUUUCUAAUAAUAAGCAGGUAGUCUCGCUAGGUUAGUCACCUUCUAACGAUGGGUGGAUGGUCUUUGAAUACAGAUAGGGCCCUUCGAAGGAGUAUUAUGAUGGGGACUGCUGACAAUAUUUUUCUAAUAGUAGGAUUGAUGUAUUUUCAGUUUCAGAGCUGAGCUAUAGAGGGUUCUAACUGGUCUUCAUAAAAAGCCUGGGACAAGGGGUGGUGUCGGGUUGCCUUGCAAAUUGAUAAUUCUAGUGUGGUUCAUGUGUUGCGGUAUGGAGGGUUUGUGUCAUGGUGAUAUUGUCAACCACAUCUGUUAUCUCUUGCCUAGUAACUGUGUGGUCUCUAUUGCUCAUAUCUACAGGGAGGCUAAUUCGGUAGCUGCUGGUUUAGCCAAUUUGGCUUUCAGUCAAGAACUUGUCAUGUUAUGGGAGAUGUUAUUGGGAUUUCACUCCCUCGCUUGAUUUCUACUCUCUCUGCUUCAAUCUAGAUGAUGUAGUUUGACUUGACACAAAAAAAAAUUAAUUUUUUAUUUUGAAAUAUGUGGUCCUAAAAGUUUAUGGGACAAAAGAUUUAUGCGGUCAUAAUAUUUGUGUGGCUAUAAAAGUUUCUCAUUAAGGAUAAAGUAGGUAAAAUAAAAAGUUUAAAAUUAAAUUAUUUCUAAAUAUAAAAAUAAGUCAUUCUUUUUGAAUGGAUUAAUCAGAAAAAUAUGUUAUUUAAAUCGAAACAACAGGGAGUAACUAGUUUUGUUUUGUUGCUUUGCUUCCCUUUUGAUAAACCUUGAAAAAGUGAUAUUCUUGCUAUUACCAACUUUUUAUACUACAAGUGUCUUAUUAACCAAUAAAUUCAAGAGUAAGUAUUAGUAAUUUGGUUCGUAAAUUUCAGUAGUAGCUGUUAAUGAAAUUCAAACGGGUAAGAUUACAAGUGAAGGGCAAGAACAAGAGUUGAUGAUGUCAAACGCAAUAGUGCGACUGUCCCUUUAGAUGAACCAACAAACAUUGGUGGAGUGCCUCCAACACUUCCGCCACAUUUUGAAAACAUGCAUAGCCCAGAGAGACCUCUUAACUGGCAAAUCUCUGCACACCCUUUACGUCAAAUCACUCAUUCCAUCAUCUACUUACCUCUCCAACCAUUUCAUCCUUCUCUACUCCAAGUGUGGCCUCCUUAGCACUGCUUGCAGGGCUUUCGAAGCCACGCCUGCACCCAAUGUCUUCUCAUUCAAUGCUAUCCUAAAUGCUUAUACCAAAGAGUCUCAGCCCCACGUUGCCCACAAACUGUUUGAUAAAAUUCCCCAACCAGAUAUUGUUUCUUACAACACCCUUCUCUCCGCUUACGCUGAUCUUGGCCACACCCUGCCUGCUUUUAGACUCUUUCUCGACUUGAGGGACAUGGGUCGUGGCAUGGAUGGGUUUACACUUUCCGCUGCUAUUACUGCUGCUAAUGACAAUGUUGAUUUCAUCACUCAGCUUCAUUCCUUGUCUAUUUCAGCUGGGCUUAUCUCUUAUGCUUCUGUUAACAACACUCUCAUAACGUACUAUAGCAAAAAUGGGCUUCUAGAUUAUGCUCAAAGGGUAUUCGCAUCAAUGGAUAAAAUAAAAGAUGAAGUUUCUUGGAACACGAUGAUUGUUGCUUAUGGGCAGCAUAGGGAAGGGACAAAGGCGUUGGCUUUGUAUAAAGAAAUGGAACAUAGGGACUUAAAUUUAGACAUGUUUACUAUGGCAAGUGUAUUGACAGCCUUUACGUCCAUGGAAGACUUGCGCGGUGGGCUUCAAUUUCAUGCUCGGUUAAUCAAAAUGGGUUUUCACGAAAACCCACACGUUGGAAGUGGUCUGAUUGAUCUGUACUCAAAAUGUAGUGGUGGCAUAUCAGAUUGCAAAAAAGUCUUUCGGGAAAUUCCUUAUCCUGACUUGGUCCUUUGGAACACAAUGAUUUCUGGAUAUUCGCAGUCUGAGUUGUGUGAAGAAGCUGUUGCUUGUUUUAGACAAAUGCAGUUUGCCGGCCAUCGACCUGAUGAUUGCAGCUUUGUUUGCGUGAUUGGUGCAUCUUCCAACUUGUCAUCACCGUCUCAAGGGAAACAAAUUCACUCUUUGACAGUCAAGUCUAGCAUUACGUCCAACCGAAUCUCAGUGAGCAAUGCUCUCAUUGCAAUGUAUUCUAAAUCUGGAAAUCUGCAUGAUGCAAGACUACUUUUUGAUACAAUGCCUGAGCAUAAUGCUGUCACUUUAAAUUCUAUGAUCGCAGGCUAUGCACAGCAUGGGCAUGGAGUGGAGUCGCUGCUACUAUUUGAAUGGAUGCUUGAAAGAAAUCUGACACCUACAAAUAUAACAUUCAUCUCUGUCCUAUCUGCAUGUGCACACACUGGAAAAGUCGAGGAAGGGAAGAAGUAUUUUGGUUUAAUGACUGACAAAUUUGGGAUAAAACCAGAGGUUGAGCACUAUUCAUGCAUGAUUGACCUUUUGGGUCGAGCAGGAAAGCUCGAGGAAGCAGAGAGACUAAUCGAAACAAUGCCAUAUAAUCCUGGUACAAUUGGCUGGGGCUCGUUACUUGGGGCAUGUCGAACGCAUGGUAAUAUAGAGCUAGCAACAAAGGCAGCUAACCAGUGUGUUCAGCUGGAUCCUUCAAAUGCGGCACCGUAUGUCAUGCUUGUACACAUGAAAGCUUGUCUUGGCAGAUGGGAAGAGGUAGCAGCUAUUAGAAAACAAAUGCGAGACAAGGGAGUCAGAAAGCAAGUGGGUUGCAGUUGGAUUGAGGUGGCCAAAAGGGUUCAUGUCUUUGUGGCAGAAGAUAGUUCUCAUCCGAUGAUAAACGAGGUGUAUAAAUUCUGGGAAGAGAUGUCAAAGAAGAUGAAGCAAGAAGGGUAUUCUCCAGAUUUGAGGUGGGCUCUGAUUAGAGAUGAUGGAACUAGGCAGGAGGAGAAAGAGAGAAGCUUAUGGCAUCAUAGUGAAAAGUUGGCAGUUGCUUUCGGGCUUUUAUCGACCAAAGACGGUGAACCUAUUCUUAUCAUAAAGAAUUUGAGAAUAUGUGGUGACUGUCAUAAUGCAAUUAAAUUUCUAUCUGGUAUGACAGGAAGAGUGAUUACAGUAAGGGAUUGCCACAGGUUUCAUUGCUUCAAGGGUGGGGCAUGUUCUUGUGGGGAUUACUGGUGAUAGCUGAUAAGUUAUUGCAAUCAGAAUGCUGGUCUGAUCCCAGUCAAUUCAUGUGAUUGUCAUGGGCUAUGGGGAGUGAGGUUGUGAAUGUUUUAUAGUGUACUUUGAGUUAGCACGAUGAAGUACAAUUUUGUUUUUGUUUAACCAAGUGAAAUUAUAAGGAAAAAUGAAUGAAGUACUUGAAAGAGUGCACUGCAUGUA
Molecule: messenger RNA, 3865 nt
Organism: Nicotiana tabacum (common tobacco)
Lineage: Eukaryota; Viridiplantae; Streptophyta; Magnoliopsida; Solanales; Solanaceae
Product: pentatricopeptide repeat-containing protein At3g49710-like
Biological process (GO): RNA modification
Molecular function (GO): zinc ion binding; RNA binding; protein binding
Source: RefSeq, a predicted model, not a curated record